CUGACCCUGAGAAGAGAAGGAAGACCGAGCGGUUGAGCGAGUUUAUCAUUAUCGCCGUAUUAACAUGGACGGGAAAAAAUAGAGACGCACGGCAAAAUUAUACGGGUGACUUUGUCGAUUUACGACGAUGGAACAAGGCGAGAAUCGGCAAGCACGAUCGGCGUAAAGAUUGAAAUAUGUACGCUCGUAGACGUGCGUUCGUUAGAUUGUGAGAGAGGGAGUGAGUGUGUGUGAGAGCGAGAGCGAGAGAGAGAGAGAGAGAGAGAGAGAGAGGGAAAUAGAGAGAGAGAGAAAGAGAAAGAGAAAGAGGCAAAAAGAAAGAAGAAAAAUAAUCUCUUGGCGUUGUGUGAAGCGCGUCGUCGCGUCGUGUGUCGCGUUCCCGUUUCCUCUGCGCGUCGGUGGGUGCGUCCGUGUGUGCGUGCGUGCGUCCGCGUGUGCGUGUGUGUUAAGUCAAGAUGGCGGCAACGUUAACCGUCGAGCAAGAACAAGCUACAAAAGAAUUUAUAGAGGCUGUGAAUAAGUGUCGAGCUGGCAGACGUGCCGGACCAGUUUCCUGGAGUACAGCAGUCAAAUUUUUAGCAGCCAGAAAAUUUGAAGUAAGUAGAGCUUUAGCUCUUUACGAACAGCAUGAAGCUACUAGAAGAAGAGAAGGUUUAGCUGUUUUGCAUCCAACACAAGAACCAUUACUCAGCGAAUUACGUACAGGAAAAUUUACUGUUCUGCCUUCAAGGGAUGCAACUGGUGCUGCUAUAGCGAUCUUUACAGCACAUUUACAUCUUCCACAAAAUACUACACAUCAAACUACUUUACAGGGUGUUGUAUAUCAAUUAGAUGCGGCUCUCGAAAGUGCAGAUACUCAGAAACAUGGUUUGGUUUUUAUUUAUGACAUGUCUGAUAGCAAGUACCAAAAUUUUGACUACGAUCUAUCGCAAAAAAUUCUCACUCUACUAAAGGGAGGAUAUCCAGCAAAACUUAAGAAGGUUUUAAUUGUAACUGCACCACUUUGGUUCAAGGCACCUUUCAAAAUCCUUCGUUUGUUCGUUCGUGAAAAACUGCGGGACCGAGUAUUUACUGUAUCCAUUCCUCAAUUGACAUUACAUAUACCGCGAGAAUCAUUGCCACAUCGGCUAGGAGGCACCUUGGAGAUACAGCAUGAGGCAUGGCUAUUACAUUGUCUUAAAUCCAUGACAAACCGAGGCGGGGGUGAACUCUGUGAGGUCUGCGUUACUCCCAGAGUGGGAACCCCACUUUCACCUACAUUAAAGAAUCAUACAGUUAAUCAGAAUCCUAAUGGAACACCGAUUAGUAAUCCAACUAGUCCUAUAAUCGAUAAGAAUAAAGUAAAGAAUGGUGUUUCAAACAUUGGAGAUAUUGAAAUUACUAAUGGUGAUGUGUGGAUGGCAAACGACGAAGCACCAUCUCCAGUACAGCCUCCGUCCUCAGCAAGCUCUGGUUUUAGCGAUGAUGAUAGCCUUCAUGGCGAUCUCGGACUGCAAGCAGUUACUAUGGAACAGCUUAUCGAGGAAAUACAUUCAAGAGGUCGUGCUGGCCUCGUAGCGGAAUAUGUAGAAAUUAGGCAAAGGCCACCCGAUGGUUCCUUUAAUAAUGCAAAAUUAAGGCCAAAUCAAUCAAAAAAUCGUUAUACGGAUGUGCUUUGUUACGAUCAUAGCAGAGUGUGUCUUUCUCAAGUAGACGGCGAUGCAACGUCGGAUUAUAUUAAUGCAAACUUUGUUGAUGGUUACAAACAAAAAAACGCGUUUAUUAGUACUCAGGGACCUCUUCCAAAGACAUGUGGGGAUUUCUGGAGAAUGAUAUGGGAACAGCAAACUCUUGUUAUUGUGAUGACUACAAGAGUAGUAGAACGAGGACGUACGAAGUGUGCACAGUAUUGGGGUCCAGAGCCAGGUGAUGAAGUACAAGCAGGUGGCUUCACCGUAACAACUUUAGAAGUUGAUAUAAAUCCAGACUAUACGAUAUCUAUGCUCCUUCUUACAAACAACAAGACUGAUGAAACAAGAGAGGUGUGUCACAUGCUUUACACAGCAUGGCCGGAUUAUGGCGUUCCUCAAUCAGCUAGAGCUUUAUUACAAUUCCUAUCCCUAGUAAGACAACAACAAAAUAAAUUAUUAACAAGUAGGGGUGAUACAUGGGCGGGACAUCCACGAGGCCCACCUAUAGUAGUGCAUUGUAGUGCUGGUAUUGGCAGAACAGGAACAUUUUGCACCUUGGAUAUCUGCAUAUCUCGAUUAGAAGACACAGGAACUGUCGACAUCCGUGGAACGGUUGAAAAAAUUCGAGCACAAAGAGCCUACAGUAUUCAAAUGCCUGAUCAGUAUGUUUUUUGUCAUCGUGCUCUCGCAGAAUAUGCACUUUCUAGGGGUAUGCUUAGUCCUCAACAUCUUGCUAUGUUACCUCCAACGGUCGAAGAAGAUUCUGAUUAAGAUACAUAUAUAUAUUCCGAUAGACGUGAAGUAGGUUGAUAAUCUUCCUGAGUAUGCGUAUUCAGCUCUGUCCUGUCUCAUAGUUUACUUGUAGUAUAAAUGACUAAAACUUAUUUUUUUCUAUCAUUGCCAUUCGAUGUGUAACCCUUAAGAUUUCUAGCGUUAUAUUAGCCUAACAUUCAGGAUAUUCUGAAUACAAACUAGUUUGUCAAAAAAAAAGGCCAAAUCAGUAAGUAGGGAUUGUAUAUUUCUAUUUCAUUUGAUUUUGCUCACGAAUUUUCGAUUGAGAUAGCGUGACGUAGCAAAGAGAGCACACAGAUUUAAACUGUCUGAGUAAUAUAUUUGUGGCAAGAACAGAUUUAUUUUUUCUAUUUUAUACUCUCUCGAUAUAUAUAUAUAU
Vespula pensylvanica (western yellowjacket) is the source of this 2841-nucleotide messenger RNA. RefSeq names its product tyrosine-protein phosphatase non-receptor type 9 (gene Ptpmeg2). Lineage: Eukaryota; Metazoa; Arthropoda; Insecta; Hymenoptera; Vespidae. Gene Ontology annotation, biological process: protein dephosphorylation. Gene Ontology annotation, molecular function: protein tyrosine phosphatase activity. The record is from RefSeq and is a predicted model, not a curated record. Bases 456 to 2441 code for a protein of 661 amino acids. The transcript is spliced from 10 exons.